Megalops cyprinoides (Indo-Pacific tarpon) is the source of this 3154-nucleotide messenger RNA. Its product is annotated as solute carrier organic anion transporter family member 3A1-like. Lineage: Eukaryota; Metazoa; Chordata; Actinopteri; Elopiformes; Megalopidae. The record is from RefSeq and is a predicted model, not a curated record. The transcript is spliced from 10 exons. Gene Ontology annotation, cellular component: membrane. The coding region runs from base 532 to 2640 and encodes 702 amino acids. Gene Ontology annotation, molecular function: protein binding. Gene Ontology annotation, biological process: sodium-independent organic anion transport; transmembrane transport; prostaglandin transport.
ACAGCACCUACCAAGCGAGGGAUUUCAGUAGACACGCAGAGCCGGAUAAAAUGGCAUGCUAACGCCGAGCACGGACGGACCCUAUGGCAAGCUGCCUAUCGUUUCGUUAAAAUCGAAACUUCACUGGAAAAGCGGGCUUUCGGAGAUUCGUCAUGACCGGAAAACAUGCUCUUAGCCCGAGAAACCGCUGUCCCGCACUCUGUUGUAUCUACAAGAAGCCCAUCGGGGAGUUCGUAUGUGCCUGCGUGUCUUCGUAUUCAUCGUCGCGGUGGCAAUGUGUAGAACUCGUCCAAGGACGCUACUUUGGAGGCAGGCUGUAAAAUUACAGUCGUUGUGAUUAGCUUUACGUGCGGUGGAAAAAGCCGGCGGUGAAAAAAGAAUAGACGGUGGCAGACAUUGAAUGAGGCACGUUGCGUAUAGGAAAUACAGAGGCGGGUAUCUUUUUUAUGUUUAUCUCCGUUCUGGUUCUCUCUUGGUCUUUCAUUUGACACUGCUGUAGAGAGUAGCCAAAGCUUGACACGUUACAAAAGGAUGCAGGUCAAAAAGCAGAGGUGUUCGGACAGGGACACUGGAGACAUGCAACGUGAUGACAACCAGGAAAAGUCUUCGUGUUUCUCAAAUAUUAAGAUAUUCCUGGUGUCGGAAUGUGCGCUGAUGUUGGCACAAGGAACCGUCGGAGCGUACCUGGUGAGCGUUUUGACUACCUUGGAACGGAGGUUCAACCUUCAGAGUGCAGACGUGGGUGUGAUCGCCAGCAGCUUCGAGAUCGGAAACCUGGCACUCAUCCUCUUCGUCAGCUACUUCGGAGCCAAGGCCCACCGACCACGUCUGAUUGGCUGUGGGGGAAUCGUCAUGGCACUGGGUGCGCUGCUGUCUGCUCUGCCAGAGUUCCUGGCCCACCAGUACGAGUACCAGAUCGGAGAGUCAUGGCGGGCAGAGGAGGGUCGGGACUUGUGCUCCAAUGCUUCCCGGACAGAGGGGCGGGACCCAGGCUUUCUGUGUGGGAACAGGGCCAAAACCAAUAUGAUGUACUUGCUGCUGAUCGGGGCCCAGGUGCUGCUGGGGAUCGGGGCCACCCCUGUUCAGCCAUUGGGCGUGUCCUACAUUGAUGACCAUGUGCGGAGGAAAGACUCCUCCCUCUAUAUUGGGAUCUUGUUCUCUACUCUGGUGUUUGGUCCAGCCUGUGGGUUUAUCCUGGGGUCCCUAUGUACCAAAGUCUACGUGGACGCUGUCUUCAUCGACACCAGUAAGCUGGACAUCACCCCUGAGGACCCGCGCUGGAUCGGAGCUUGGUGGGGAGGCUUCCUGCUGUGCGGUGCCUUACUCUUUUUCUCAGCUCUCUUCAUGUUUGGCUUCCCUCAGUCCCUGUCAGACCGCGAGGGGGAGGGAGGGGGCGAGAGCCGGCAGGCCAUGCUCCCUGCCAACAGCACCCUGCCCCAGGACUAUGAGGGCUCCAAACCCAGCAACGGGGUCCUCCCUCACCCCGAACCUAACAGCACCCUGUCCUGCUGUGAACAGCUCAGAGUGAUUCCAAAGGUGACGAAGCACCUUCUCUCGAACCCUGUCUUCACGUGUAUCAUCCUGGCGGCUUGUAUGGAGAUCGCUGUGGUGGCCGGCUUUGCCGCCUUCCUGGGGAAGUACCUGGAGCAGCAGUUCAACCUCACCACCUCCUCAGCCAAUCAGCUCCUGGGAAUGACCGCCAUCCCUUGUGCCUGUCUGGGGAUAUUCCUGGGCGGGUUAUUGGUGAAGAAACUGAACCUGUCUGCUCUGGGUGCCGUUCGCAUGGCCAUGCUGGUCAACCUGGUGUCCACUGCCUGCUACGUCACCUUCCUCUUCCUGGGCUGUGACACAGGCCCUGUCGCUGGGGUGACAGUUACCUAUGGCAAUGAGAUCCUGCGGGCAGGCCAGAAGCCAGAGGCCCCCUGCAUUAGCCACUGUAACUGCCUCACCUCCUCCGUUAGCCCCGUGUGUGGCUCCAACGACGUCACCUACCUGUCUGCCUGCUUCGCUGGCUGCACCAGAACUAACCUGACGGGGUGCACAUGUAUCUCCAGCGACAGUAGCAACGCCACAGCUGUCCCCGGGAGGUGUCCCAGCCCAGGCUGCCAGGAGGCCUUCCUCAUCUUCCUCUGUGUCAUCUGUGCCUGCAGCAUGAUCGGAGCCAUGGCCCAGACGCCCUCCGUCAUCAUUCUCAUCAGGACUGUGAGCCCUGAGCUGAAGUCAUAUGCACUGGGAGUUCUGUUUCUGCUAUUGCGACUGUUGGGCUUCAUCCCUCCGCCGCUGAUCUUUGGCGCGGGGAUCGAUUCUACUUGUCUGUUCUGGAGCACGGUGUGUGGGGACAAGGGGGCCUGUAUGCUGUACGAUAACGUAGCCUACAGGCACCUAUACGUCAGCAUUGCCAUCGUCCUCAAGCUCAUCGCCUUCCUGCUCUACACCACCACGUGGCAGUGCUUACGCAAGAACUACAAGAAGUACAUCAAGAACCACGAGGGGUACCUUACCCCCACCGAACUGUUCGCCUCCAACCUCACACUGGACAAUGCAGGAAGGGAGAUCAGUCAAAACCCGGCCAGCAGGACAAAGUUUAUAUACAGCCUGGAGGAUCACGAGUGGUGUGAGAACAUGGAGUCGGUUUUAUAGUCUAAAACAACAGGAGUUCUGGCCGCUCAACAAGCGUGUAAUUCUUUUGAAGGAUCAGCAUUGUUCCUCUCUUUUUUUUAAGGAAAGAACUUUUUUUAAUACAGUUUACCCAUCAGACGUCCUGUCCAGGCCCCUGAAAAGACUGUUGCUGCUCUUCGCUUCAAAUACAAGGUGACCUGUAUACUGUAGGGGCCAUUUAUUCUCAGAUCUGUUUUGAGUCUGUUGUUGGUUUGUUGGUGAGUCAUCUGCUCCCAUGGUUCACUGUCACAAGCCCAAGUCAGAUAUGGAUCCAGUGACUUUGCAGUAAAGGAACAGGUUUGUUGAUUGUAUCUUUUUUUGCCUGUUGUUGUCAAAUUACAUUUUAUUUCUAUUUUCCCCAUAUCCCAUGUUAACGAUUUAUUUUGCUGUUUAAAUAUGCACAGACAGCUGUUUCAUAUAUGGCACAGGAGUUUGAGCACUGACAGGGAAUAAAACCUGACUUAUUAAAGUCUAGUUUUAGUGGCCAAAGACCCAU